GCCCCGUUUCCUUUCCCGCCGGAAGCCAAUCGCGGGGUGCGGGCCCCCCAAGCUUGGCAGGGGCUGAGGCUUUCGAGCCUCGCACAGUCCGCCCAUUGCGCCCGGGGCCCAGUGUCCACUGCACCUUCGCCAUGGCCGUGGCCGACCAGGCCUUUGUCACCUUGGCCACCACUGAUACCUACUGCCAGGGUGCCCUGGUGCUGGCCCAGUCCCUGCGGGAUCACGGGACGACCCGGAAGCUGGUGGUGCUGGUCACCCCGCAGGUGUCCACCCUGCUCAGGGUCAUUCUGUCCCGGCUGUUUGAUGAGGUGGUGGAUGUCAAUCUGAUGGACAGCGGGGAUCUCGUCCACCUGUCCUUCCUGAGGAGACCCGAUUUGGGGGUGACGCUGACCAAGCUGCACUGCUGGACCCUCACCCAGUACCGCAAGUGUGUCUUCCUGGACGCCAACACCCUUGUCCUGGGCAACGUGGACGAGCUGUUCGACCGGGCGGAGCUGUCAGCAGCCCCCGACCCUGGGUGGCCUGACUGCUUCAAUAGUGGGGUGUUCGUCUUCGAACCCUCGUUAGAGACCCAUGGCCUCCUGCUCCGCCACGCGGCCCGCCACGGCAGCUUCGACGGGGCCGACCAAGGUUUGUUGAAUGACUUCUUCAGUGACUGGGCCACGGGCGACAUCCGCAAACGCCUGCCCUUCGUGUACAGCCUGAGCGUGAGCACGGCCUACACCUACGGCCCGGCCUUCAAGCAGUUCGGGUCCGGUGCCAAGGUCGUGCGUUUCUUGGGGUCCAGGAAGCCGUGGGAUUACAGCAGCAACCCGCAGACGGCCUCGGACCCCGCGGUGGGCAGCCGGGAAGAGGCGUCCUUUCUCGGGGUCUGGUGGCAGAUUUUCCAGGACAGCGUGCGGCCUCUGUUCCAGAGCCUCGGAGCCCCCCAGAAGCCCGAGUCUCCGCCUCACCCCCUUUGCUUCCGUGCUGUUGGGACACCGUGUGCAAACUCAGCAGCCAGCGACGAGGUGCCGUGUGCAAACUCAGCAGCAGCCAGCGACGAGGUGCCGUGUGCAAACCCAGCAGCCCUGGGACCUGCUGGAGGGCGGACGGUGGCAGCAGAGAAGACGACACCGCUGUCCCUGGCAGACGAUGCCACAGCUCAGGUGACUCCUGGAGACGUUGGGACCUUCUGGCUGCACACAGCCGAAACUUCCGGUCACGGUGACCUGGCCGCGGCUGUGUCUGAGAUUUCCAUCGGGGACAAGCUGAGCCCGGACGAGGACAGACGGAAAUGGGAGGCAGGACACAUCGACUACCUGGGAAAGGACGCCUUCGUCCGCAUCCAGGAGAAGCUGGACCGGUUCUUGUCGUAAGGUCACCUGUGGCCCUGUCACCUUCUUUUCCUCACUCACGCGUCGUUCCCUCACAAAGCUAGCGGCCAUUGCUCCACCCGCCGUGCCUCUGAGCCUUCCAGGAUGCAAAUUCCGUUUCUUUAGCCUUUUACCAAAACGUCCGUGCACGUUGACUGACACUUAGACGUAUCUUUGAGAGGCACCUCGGCGGUUGCCUUUCCGCACUGAAGGACAACGUGGCCAGGCACAGUGGCUCACGCCUGUAAUCCCGGCCACUUGGGAGGAUGGUGGUUCGAGGCCAGCCUGGGGAACAAAGCUCAGGAGACCCCAUCUCCAGCAAUGGCUGGGUGUGGUGGCGCCUGCCUGCAAUCCCAGCUGCACAGAGCAGAUGAAGCUCCGGGUCUAAAGAGAGACCCCAUCUCGAAAGUACGCAACACAACAAAGGGCUUUUUGCUUUAAAUCCUAAUGUCCGUUGACGAAAUCCCACUGGGGACACCCUCAAGGAUGUCAGGUGUCAUGGCGGAUGCAAGGUCUUCUGCACGGAUUUGUUUUCUGGGUAGAAGAAUUCAGGGCUCAGUCCUAACUUGGUGACAGGGACGAAGUCCAGGGACUAAGUCCUCUGUGCUCAGUGACAAAGUCAGUCAACUAUCACUCACCUCUGCCUCGCUACCUCAGUCCCGAACAACUUCUGGGAUCACAAAAGGACUUUUCCCCAAGAAUUCCUCCUGUCAUAAGUGUCACAGUGUCGCAAAUUCACGUCACGUGCUGUCUGUCGUCUUCCCCGGCGGUUGUUGGUGACCACCGGGAUUAUGAGAAAGAGAGGGGACAUUUGAGCCGCCAUCUUGGUUGUCAUUGGCCAUAGGGCAAAGUUGACAUUAAUCGAAAGCAGCCCUGUGGCCUUGGUGACAUGGGUGGCAUGUCCCGUUGGACCAUCAUUGGUGACCUUUACUUGUCAGGAUGGAACCAUCACCUGGAGACUGGGAACCUUGGCCCAUGAGCCGCCAUCUUGGUUGUCAUUGGCCAUAGGGCAAAGUUGACAUUAAUCGAAAGCAGCCCUGUGGCCUUGGUGACAUGGGUGGCGUGUCCCUUUGGACCAUUGUUGGUGACCUUGUCAGGAUGGAACCAUCACCUGGAGACUGGGAACCUUGGCCCAUGAGCCGCCAUCUUGGUUGUCAUUGGCCAUGAAAGCAGCCAUAUGGAUUUGGCCUUGGUGACUUUGGGGUGGGAUGGUGGCCGGCCAUUUUUCCGACCCCAUAGACACAUCACGGCGGAAGCUGGUGCUAUGGAGAAACACAAGUCUGCGUCCUACGAAAUUCAGGGGGGAGAAAUCCUAGAAAAUGCGGAUUGGGGCUUUCCUAGAGACAGGAUUCAUGGUGGAGGACGAGGUGAGUUGGUUUAAGGUACAAGAUCAACCUGGAAUCCCACUGGCCAACCUAUACGUGUCCCCAAAUUUGGUCAACCCUAACGUGUGUCUCCACAUCCCCCUCCCCCCGAAAAACCCCAAAUCCUAUUUUUUCCGGAAGAAAUUCAGCCUCUGCUGUCCCACAAAAAGCCCCAAUUACCCAACGGGUUUUGGGUAUGGCCGGCAGCAGGGAAAGGCAUCCCAGUCUUUCCUGGUGACCUCUGAAGUCCCGUAAGGUCACGGGGACCUGGUUCCCCUUCUCCCGGCCAUGUUCUUUCCCAUCUCGUCCCCGCAUCGUCCGUCGAUCAGCUUGCAUUUUGUAUGGCGAUGGUUCCCUUCUGUCUUUGGAGGUCGGGCUUUGAACCGGGACCCUUCGGAGCAGCUGGGAUUACAGGCGUGAGCCACCGUGCCUGGACGGUUGCACUGAGGUGUGGACUCUCAUUUCAACAGUGGCUUCCGGGAAACGGUCCACCUGCUCAUUUUUCAGUGGUCUCUAGUAUUUCUUCCAUACGGGCAGAGAAGCGGGGAAAGGAGCGAGGCUGUGU
Castor canadensis (American beaver) is the source of this 3284-nucleotide messenger RNA. It is a transcript of the gene Gyg2, whose product is annotated as glycogenin 2. NCBI's taxonomy places the organism in Eukaryota, Metazoa, Chordata, Mammalia, Rodentia, Castoridae. Gene Ontology annotation, molecular function: glycosyltransferase activity. The record is from RefSeq and is a predicted model, not a curated record.